Molecule: messenger RNA, 1276 nt
Organism: Erythranthe guttata (spotted monkey flower)
Lineage: Eukaryota; Viridiplantae; Streptophyta; Magnoliopsida; Lamiales; Phrymaceae
Gene: OS9
Product: ER lectin-like protein
Biological process (GO): ERAD pathway; endoplasmic reticulum unfolded protein response; retrograde protein transport, ER to cytosol
Cellular component (GO): endoplasmic reticulum lumen
Source: RefSeq, a predicted model, not a curated record
AAUAAUACAUCUCUGAUCACCAUCUUCAUUUGGGGGGAAAAAAAUUAAAAUUAGGGUUUUAAAGAAUUUCGACUUCACAAAGGAAGUAGCCAGAAGAACAUGAGACUCGUAUGGUGGUGGGCGGCCAUACUCACGGCCGUUCUCUUCUGCAAAGUCGUAUUCUCCGAUCAGAUUAUUCCAGCUCAUACAGGUGGUACCUUUGGUCGAAGCUCUAGGGAACCAAAAUUCAAAAUUGAAUUCCAUUCAGAAGAUUCACCUUUUCAUCCAGAUGACGACCAAGAGUCUAUUACUAUGCCCAACAAAAAUGGAGAAAAGUUCCUCUGUUAUUUGCCUAAAGUGGAAAAAUCCAAGAGCGGAAAGCUCGUCGCUCAACAGAAUACAAGCAGCAUGAUUGUUGAGUCUGAGACACGUAUGAAACUGAAGACGCCUGAUGAGCUACUAGAAGUGCUGAACGAUUUGUGCUUUAUAAGGCAAGAGGGAUGGUGGUCUUAUGAGUUCUGUUAUCAAAAUCGAUUGCGCCAAAUUCAUUCGGAGGGUGAGAAGGUGGUUCAAGAAUUUAUCUUGGGAGUUUAUGAUGCGGAAGCUACAGAGGCUUACAAUCAAAAACAUUCCGAUGUAUCCACAUUGAAGGAUCCUCGCUCAAAAGACGCAUCUCAAAGGUAUCAUGCUCAUAUCUUUACGAAUGGGACCCUCUGUGAUUUAACUAACGAGCCCCGAGAAACUGAGGUCAGAUUUGUCUGUUCUGAACCCAGAGCUAUGAUAAGUUCAAUCACAGAGUUGUCAACAUGCAAGUAUGCACUCACGUUUCAGUGCCCAACUCUUUGUAAACAUCCAUUAUUCAAUGAAGAAAGACCAGUGUCGCAUACUAUUCACUGCAAUGCUCUUCCUAAAGAGGAACCGAAGGUGAAAACAGAGGCCGAUGAUUUCCAAGCUGAAAAGAUAGCUAUGAUCACCGAUAUCGAGUAUCCACCUACUUUCAGUUCAGAAGAACAUGCGACAUGAAUUGUAUGUCAUUUCUUUGAGACAAGUCGUCGGCGGAUUUCUGUACGAAUAUAAGCCAUUCAAGUGUUUUCAUAGAUAGAAGGAUUUCUCUAUAGAGAUCGAACUAAUCAAUUGAUACAAAUAGUUCUCGGGAAAAAAAUGAGUUGUUUAUAUUAUGUUGUAGAGAAAUAACUUCAUUUCAAACAAGUUAUCCGAGAAGUGGGUUCUCGUCAUUUUUAUACUUGAUGAAACGGAAUAUCACGAGUAAUUUAGUAUUAACUUCACCAAGUGAACU